This is a messenger RNA of Bicyclus anynana (squinting bush brown), 3135 nucleotides long. RefSeq lists its product as uncharacterized. Gene Ontology annotation, molecular function: DNA binding. Gene Ontology annotation, cellular component: transcription regulator complex; nucleus. Gene Ontology annotation, biological process: regulation of transcription by RNA polymerase II. The coding region runs from base 184 to 909 and encodes 241 amino acids. NCBI's taxonomy places the organism in Eukaryota, Metazoa, Arthropoda, Insecta, Lepidoptera, Nymphalidae. The transcript is spliced from 2 exons. The record is from RefSeq and is a predicted model, not a curated record.
AAUGCGUUCAGAGAAACCAUUCGGAAAAAAACUUAUUGACAUCAUGCGGAAUGCAGCGCUUGUUUGUUUGUAUCGGCGCACGCAGCACACGUUCGGAAAUUUCCAUUCAGAAAUCAGAACCGUGCCCGCGCCGUGUACUACGGACGUAUUUCGGCAUCUGUUAUAAACUGUAGCACGAUAGUUAUGAGUGAGGCAGAAUCAUUAAUAUUGGCUGUUGAAAAACAUCCCUGCUUGUGGGAUAUUCAUCAUAAGGACUACCACAAUAGAGACGUAAAAUAUUUAGCCUGGGAGCAGGUAUCUAAAGACGUUAUAAAGGAUUGGGACACGUGCAGUAUAAUUGACAAAGAAAACAAGGGUGCUGAUUUAAAGAAAAAAUGGACACACAUAAGGGACUAUUUUCGAAGAGACUUUAAAAAAAAUCAAAGUGCUCCUACCGGCAGUGCCGCUAAAAAAGUUAAAAAAUAUGUUUAUGCUAACCUGUUACAUUUUCUUAUACCGGUUUUCGACAAAAGAAAUACCGAAGCAAAAUAUCCGAUCAGCGAUGAUGAUAAUAAUCAUUCACACAGUUGGGAAUCCGAAACUGAGGAAGAAGAAGGAGUUGAAGAUGUGAAUGACCAUAAAUACACAAUCAUCAAACCUCCAUCACCUGUCAUGCAACCAUGCACCGUGCAAUCUCCAUCAACACUUCUAAACAAAGACGAUAUCUCUACUCAAAUACUUAGUAUCCUACAACAGAAAGCUAAUCAAAAACAACUUGAAGUAGAAGAUGAUGACACAAAAUUUUUAUUGAGCUUUAGAACACACAUGAAACAAAUGAAAGAAAAUCAAAAAAUUGAAUUUAAAUUGGGUAUGCUGCAGUUGUUAAAAAAAAUAAAUAAUGAGUACUCUUCAUCUUCUCUACUAAAUUAGGUAUGAUAACUUCAGUGACCACUCAGUAACACCAGCGUCAAGCCGUGACAUCCAAGACACAAGCCGUUCAUAUUUUCAUAUAUUCCUAUACAAAUAAGUUCACCUAAUUUAAAACGGAAAACUCCAUCCCCAUUACCAACCUUAAAUUUUUUCUGUUUGACGGUCUCCGUGGCACAGUGGUGUGCGCGGUGGAUCUACAAGACGGAGGUCCUGGGUUCUUGGUUCGAUCCCCGGCUGGGCCGAUUGAGGUUUUCUUAAUUGGUCCAGGUCUGGAUCUUGGGAGGCUUCGGCCGUGGCUAGUACCGACAAAGACGUACCGCCAAGCGAUUUAGCGUUCCGGUAUGAUAUCGUCUAGAAACCGAAAGGGGGUGUGAUUCUUACGUAUCCAAAGAUAAUCUUAUUCAGGUAAUUUGCUUCAAUAAUUCAGCACGUAUACCACUAAGAAGUUCAUGAAAAGAGUUUAUAGACAUUCUGUAGAAAUUAAAGAAUCUUUUCCUGGGUAUGCUCGUAACUUUGUUCUCUUAAGAUAAAAUGGACUCAUAUAGAUUCUCCGAGUAAACAAUGGAUGUAGCCAAUACCGACGACGUUUCUUUCUCAUUGUUAACAGAAAUGCAAUUGCUAUUAAUUCAUCGCCCUCCGUCUUCGUGCGCUUACAAUGCUAUUGUAGCGUAAUUCAUAUAAAUAUUAUCAUAUUAUUAUUUUAGCUUAUCUAUAGCAUUAGCAUAGCAUAGCAUUAGCAUUUAGUUCGUAGAUUAUCUAUAAGUUUACCGUACGUACCAAAUUGUAAAUCCACAUGUGGCUUGCACAUGUCGAUACUAACAACUCAAGAACACAUUACUAACCCAAUGUAUUUAGUCAUAUUAAACCAGUUGAACAGUAAACGGUGAUCGAUAAACACGCUUUUCUUUGCCUCCUUACGUUCUAACCACACGCGGCAAACUAUCACUAUUCGUACUGACAAUAAACAUUCCGAACAUUCCGAAUGAAGAAAAACGUAAAGUCUGCGGUAGUCUCACGGAAUUCCAAAUCAAAUUACGCAUUAAGAAACCGAGUGUAUGCAGCCAGUGAGUCGCUUUUUAGUAUAGUGAAAACAUUUUUGUGAUUUUUAUUUAUUUAUUCUAUUAUUUUGCAAAGAAAAAAAUACUGCAUAAAUAAAAUAAAUAAAUAAUUAUGAUUGCGUUGGUUAAAAAUUCUAUGCUUUCGCGGCAAUCCCCGAGUGCCACACAUAUUUCUUUUUAUUAUACUCUUAUAUAUUCGCUCUGGAUAGUGCUAUUUCAAAUUUAGAAUUAUGAUGUUAAGUAAGUAAAUAUACUUCUCAUUAAAUAUGCCAAGGUACAAUUAAGAAUUAACACACACGUAAAUUAUAAAAAUUAUGAAAUCUGUAUACAUUACCAAUAGGAAAUGCCCAGCGCCUUGGUGGGCACUCCCGUGCCCCCAGAUUUAUACAUAUACCGGCCGCAUACAAUCGUUAUUUCGAUUUGGAAUUCCGUGGGACUACCGCAGACUUUACGUUUUUUCUAUAUUAUCGCAAGGGCUCGCAUUCGUCACGUACGCGCGGAAUUUAUUCGUUGCGUGCGUCAGUUAAUGUAUUAUAAAUAGAUUCAGCAUAGGUGGAUUCGGAAAAAUACUAAUAAAUGUAUGUAUGUGGUCGGCCUUAAAUUCCUAUCAUAGAGGUAUUUCCCAGUACCCAGUAUUUCCUGUCUACCUUUCUCGCUCUAACAAACAGUUUUUUAAUAAUUAUCCUUAAAUUGGAUACGUAAAUACUUUAUAUUAUAUUUAACUAUAAGCUCCAUCGCCGAUAUAUACAUCUAUGAUUAAAUGCUAUUUAAACAAAAAUCGAGUUACAGCUAUGCAAAGAAUUGAAUACUCCAAGGAGCUGUAAACAUCUAUUAAUUUAAAAAAAUAACUGUCAAAUAAAAUAGACUUUGACAAUUGACUUGACAGUUGACGUUGACACUUGAGUCUUGAGUCUUGACUAUUGACACAAAAAUAUUUCUUUGUGAAAAUAAAAUAGCAGAAAUUAUAUCAACAAAAUUCAAAUCAUAACUUGGUUAAACUAUAAGUUUCGAGGUUUGAUAAACUAUUAGAAAUAUCAAGGAAUUAAACCAUUUAGAUGGUCAUGAAUCAAACUAACAUCGUUUCACUGUUACGUUAACUAAAAUAUCUAAAAAUGAUUGAUAUAAAAAACAAAGUGAAUUCUUUUUUCAUAUUUAACUCUACGUUCGG